UUGAAAUCGUGCACUUAACACCGAAAUACAAGAUCGCGUUCCUGGUAUUUAUUUUAUUAAUUUCUAAAACAAAAGAGAGGAUCGCGUUCGUGCAUGGCGUGGGAAAGCCGCAUGGAUUUUAAGAAAGCAGGUUAAAUGAUAGGUGCUGCUGAGCGGUAGUAUUUUCCUUUUAGAUCUCUCCAUCUCUGACUUGAAGCUGACUUUUCGAGUAUGAUAGAACGGUUUGUGAGCCUUGCAAGGGCUCUGUGAUUCCUCCUCUUUGGGAGAAAGUACUUUGUUUACGAGACGGGAAACUGAUAGCUGUCAGACCGUCAUACCCGCGUAAUACUGACCUACUGUAGUACAGUAAUCCUUGCUUUGAAAGCGAGUGGACGUGGGGGGACGGGUUUUCCGCCGGGUUUCUGGUCACCAAAAGGGAGAAAUCGCUGGGGUUGUAGCAGCCUUUAAAACUUAAUAUAAGAUUUUGCGAAAAGAUGCAAGACGUGGUAGUUCUUCAAAGAAUACUCUGACUAGUGCAUUCCCCCGGGGGGGCUGUAUUAUCUUAGUUUUAGUCACAUCGGCUCCCGAUCUCUUUGGUCGUUGGCUAAAAAUCAAAUUUUACAUCAGAAAAAUGCUUUGAAAUUACUUUAAGGCUUCAGGUUUUUAAGGACACGUUUUGUGUCCGUGGUACCAAUAAUAGAUUUCGCGCCGCUGUGCUCUUUAGAUACAGGUAGGCUCUCGGGACCAGUCGUUUGCCAGGGCCGUGUCUGAUGCGUGCGAACCGCUGGCCAGAUGUUUUGAUGAGGUUCUCUUUGUUCCCCUCAUACCAGCUAAAAUCCUGACCAGACGUGUCUCGCCCUCCUGUAACCCGAGAGAUUUUACUAUUAAGGAGAUUAUUUGUCCGUUCUGAUCUCUCGACUGGGGGAUUAGAUGACGCUAUAUUGUCAGAUCCGGAUUAUAGUAAAUCUUCACUAGCGGCUGCUCUAAUGUUACAUUAAGUGGGAAAUGCUUUGUGUCUGGGUGAGAGAGCGUGAUUUAAUUGACACAGCCACAGGGAAAUAAACAGAGGUCGAGACUGAGUUGUCAGUCUUUUUAGAUUUGGUGGGCUGCGAUGCAUUUAAAACCAUAAUCGCCUUUUUUUUUAACGCGAUCGACGGACGAUUUUUCAAAACAAACUUUUUUUCAGCGGUUUUUUUAUUUCAUUGUCGCUUGUUUUGAUACGUUUUUAACGCUUUUUUAUAUAAAACCCCCCUUUUUUAAAAAAAAAUCAAGAGUUUUGUAUUUAGAGCGCAUAUAGAUCUGCAGGCAUUGUUUUCUACUUAGUUUUUGGUUCGUUUUUUUUAAUUUUUACGUAUAUGUAUAGACAUUGUAUGUAAGGUUGGAGAACGAAGGGAUAUUUAGGACCGCACACAGAGGAGGCAUGGAGGAAGAAAAGGUACCAGCAAUCGCAGAGAUUGAUCCGGACUUUGAGCCUCAGAGCCGGCCCAGAUCUUGCACAUGGCCGCUGCCCAGGCCCGAUAUUUCUACUGUCAAACAAGAGGGAGCGGACGGGGGCGUGUCCGCCGCGGCGACCCCGCCCACCGAGGAAGAGAAGCAGGAGCCCCUGCCAAUGGAUUCCGAGGCCGAGCAGGCCGUCAUCCUGGAAGGCGGGGCUCCGGCGGGCGUGGGCGGGGUCACCCCGAGGAAAGGCUCGUCCCGGAGGAAUGCCUGGGGUAAUCAGUCAUACGCGGAUCUCAUCAGCCAAGCCAUUGAAAAUUCGCCGGAGAAGAGACUGACUUUAGCCCAGAUAUACGACUGGAUGGUCAAAACGGUGCCUUACUUCAAGGAUAAAGGGGACAGCAACAGUUCUGCGGGAUGGAAGGUAGUGUUUGAAUCCGGCGCGCAGGGCGGCGGCAGCCCCAGCACUCCCUCCGGCUUCAGCAACUCCCUGUUCCAGCCCCAGCCCAGCAGCAGCCCCGGCAGGGCGGGCCCUUUCGGGGGCCACGUGCCCUCCACCUUGGAGGCCCUGCUGACCUCCGACUCGCCGCCCCCCAGCGAUGUCAUGAUGACCCAGGUGGACCCCCUGAUGCCCAGCCAGGGGGCGGCGGCGGCGGCGGUGGCCGGCCUGCUGGUCCUGGGGGGGCCGCUGGGAGGGCGGGGCAAGGCGCCGGGCCAGCACCCGCUGGAGAAGGGCCCGGAGCAGAGCUCUCUGGGGGCCGCGCUGUCCCUGCCGCUGCAGCAACAGCAGCACGCCCUGUCCCAGCUCGGGAACCCAACCCCCCCCCAGCAGCUGGGACUGGGCCUGCCGGUCCCGGGACUGGGUCAGGAUUCUGCCCACCUCUCGGCUCUGAAGGCCCAGCUGGCUCAGGGCCAGGGCAGCCCCUCCGCGGGGCUGUUACUCGCUGGGGGGGCCCAGCCCACCUCCGGCCUUCCCGGGAUGGUACCCUUUGGGAGCUCGGGGUGCUUCCUGCCCGGCCAGGACAAGCUGCCCACCGACCUCGACAUCGACAUGUUUACGGAGAACCUGGACUGCGACGUGGAUUACAUCAUCAACAGUGACCUCAUGGACGGCGAGGGCAUAGAUUUCAACUUCGACCCCAUCCUCAACGCCAGCCAGAGCUACCCCAGCUCCAGCACCACCCAGGGCUCCUCCCACAGCUGGGUACCCGGUUAACCCACCCAGCGCCAGGAAUAGUGCUCUGAAGACGCCCCCUUAAGAACCCCCAAAACAGCAGCCCCCUCCAGAGCAAGAAAUUAGGGGUUCACUGCGGGGACGCACGACACUCCAAUCCCACCUCUUCGCAAGGUCUAUCAGCUGCAAAUCCCCUGUUUAAUUUUGACCUGGGGGUGUGAGGGGGUGGGUAGGUAUUUUUAAGGGUUUUAUUUUUUUUUUUUAAGAAACACAGCCUCAAUUGUGCCAAGUAACAGUUUUCAAGCGGACAGGAGCUCCCCGAACAACGUGUCCGGCCUUCAGCGUCCGGCGAAGAAGGACAGCGGACACUCCGCCCCUGGACGCCCCUGGACGCGUUCGGGUGGAAACGACGGAGGGCAGGGGGCGGCACGGGUGCGAGGCAACGAAGGUGCUUCUCCGUCUCUUGGAAGAACUUUCGCCCCCUCUCCCCUCUGGUGCCCGGGGGCCGGUUUCGGAAAACCGAGUCGCCGCGUCUCUUCGUCUGGCCGAGGGGCGGAGUAAUAGUUGGAAACAAAAACCCGACAGUUGGACGUUUAAGAUUCAGCAGUGGGUCCAUCCCCUUGCCGAUUCGGGGAGCGAUAUGGUGCUCGCCGGGGGGUAGCACUUCCUGCAGCAGCGGGGAGCGCUUCAGGUCAGGGGUCGCAGAUGGAGGUGUAUCAACCGCGGCUGAACAGCGCGAGAUCAGCGGAGUCAUAACCAACCUCUGCCGUAGCGGAAUUCCCAUCAGUCUGACCCCUAACCCUGGGGCUGUGCGCAGAAGAGAUCUUGUUCCAUCUGCAACACGCCAGAAACGCGUCGGCAACUGGUUGGUUGUCCAUUUCCAGUGUCAUCCUGCCACCCCUAAGCUGAAGUCUGACCACGGUGAUCCUGCUGCAGGUGCCCCCUCAGUUUCUCAGACCCUUCUGUGUAAAUAGCGGUCCAGGUUACCUCGAUAAAGCGCCUUCAUUGUGCGGGCUGCACUUUUCCCACGAGGAUCUCUUAUUUAUCCGGGAGACGCCUGGCUGUGUUGGUGGCCCUGUGCGUGUGUGUGGUCUAGUUCGCCCUCCCAGCCUGUGUGUGUGUGUCUGUGUGUGUGUGUGUGUCCGGGAGCGCAGGAGCCUGCAGCCAGGGAUUUGAAGGACCGGGUCGCUCGGCCUUGGGUACGAGCUCUCCUCUGGGUCGUUAAAUCCCCUGGGGGAGCUCCUCGCCUUCCGGAGCACGAAGGACUCGCCCAGGAGCGCCGCCCGGACAGCAGACUCUUCCCAGCUCGCCUGCAGACGUGGGGAACGCCGGAGUCACUCCCGUGCCCACGCCCUGCUCUCCUCUUUCGAAAGAGACUGCGACAGACGGUGUUUCUGCUGGAUCUGGACGUUGCGUUGGGGGUACGUCUAGGGGCGCCCAGACCCGGGAGGCGUCCGGAAUGAGGCCCGGGGGCACUUGGCGUCCAGAUGCCCCGUCGGAUCUGUGCCGAGGCCCGGAAUUCCCUUGGAAAGGGCGUUGCUUCCGGAAAUGUGUUCUGCUCACAUCCAGCCUCCCAGUCUGCGGCGCGGCGCACAGUGGAAGGAGGCGCUAAAGUGGAAUCGCGUUUUUUCCUAAAAAAAAAACUCGAGAGUGCGUAAUUCUCUCAAACAAAAUGGGCAUUCUAGGAACCUCUAUGUUCCGAGGUGAUGGGUGAUGGGAUACCUACCCUUUUUUUUUUUUACUUCAGGGGAUUCCAGUGCCCCAGAUUAAUGCAACUUAAUGCCUACAAGGCAGGUUCUAGAACGUUCUCGAAUCGUUUGGUUCUAGAAGUCCACCCAGCUGCAGGGCUGUAGGCAAAACAGCUGCAGAAAAAAAACGAAAAGGUUUAGAUUAGUGGUCUUCAAGACAUGCAAUGUUCACAAGAAAAGGAUAAGGUACCAUUCUCUUUCAGCAUUUUGUAUUUUUUUUUUUACAAAUAGAAAAACAAGGCAGCUCUAGAAAGAUAUUUUAAAGUCCCACAUUAAGGAGGGGGCAGUGUGAGCUGAAUUUGAAAAAAAAUGAAAUAUUUUCUACAACUGAUUACUUUUUUUUCCACAUACUAACGUUUUUUUUGUAAGAAAUGAAUUCAGAAAAACUAAACAAAAGCUAUAUUUGAUGAUAAUUUUAAUAGAAGAUACAGUUGGAGGGUAUCUAAAAAUGACAUUAACAAAUAUAACUAUAUUAAUAGGAAAGAAAUCAGAGCAGAAUUUCAGAUCAUUUUUAACGAUCAUUUUCUAUAUAGUCUUUUAUUUUGUAAAAGAUGAAAUACAUGUAGAUUUGUACAUAACCAAAGGAACACUAAUUCACUGCGUUCAACAUGGGAGCAAUGCAGACAAAAGUAUUUCAGCAUUUAUAAGCUUAAACAUUUGCUUAAAAAAUAAAUAUACGGAGAGGCAUUAAAACGCAACGAAAGGGUCAGACUUGGAAGCUUUUGUAGUGUCUUGAAUGUCUUGUUAUAAAUCAGGUGCCCUAGUUGGGGUUCAGGAGUGUUGGUGUAUCUGCAGGUCUUCAGGCAAGCUGGGCCUUAAAUGACCCAAGUCAGCUCGUUAUUGGUUGAAUUGGACCGAUUUAAGAGCUCCUCCGAGCUCUUCAGGUGCUGCUGCUCCAGAGAGACCCAGAACCCCUGCAGACACAUCGCCCCCUUCAGGCCAGGACCGAGGGCCCCCUGGUGCAGACCGAGAGGCAUCAACGUUUUUUUUUUUGCAACGUUUCGCAUGCCUCUCGGUCUACGAGGAGAGCCGAAGCAGGCGCCUAGGGGCAACUCGCUAGCCCGAGAGGCAGCCUAUUUCACAGUGAACAAAAGAGCUUUCGACAGCGAGGCUACCAGCGGUGUAGCAGAGGACGAACAGAAAGGACAAAGAACAAACCAGUCAAACUCAAACUCUGGCCCUCUCGGACACUGGAGUUGCAUUGCUCUGCUGGCGGCGGCGAACUCUUAGUGCGCCUGAGAGUAGGUUUGUUGUGUUCCUAGCAUGGCAGGAAAGCUGCCUUCCAGUUUCUGCAUUUUAAAAGUGACUUAAAGGGUGUCAAGCUUUGAGCAGACAAAAAACAAACUUGCAGAGGUUCCAACCCAGUCAACGUGUUGGGUCAGAUUGGGUUUAAGUACAGAGUUGAGCUGCCAUGAGUGCCAGCAGGUGUGGGGGUCCCCAGGACCCUCCUGCCCCCCCAAUUUCCCCUCUCCUUUUCCCCUCCCACAAGUGAACUGGGAGAGUUGCUCAGUCGCCAGUGUGGAACCACAGUUCAGAGGCCCCAGGCCAACAGUGGCAGGCCUGUGUGUGAAUGGGGUUCCCCCUUACUCCAACACUGCGAGGCCAAAACUCUGGUCUUUUGUAUUCUUUCCACAUGAAAUUUGCCCCUCUACGGGAGCGAGCUGCCUGUCUCUUGUUUGAGAUGUGACACGAUCAGGACGGAGCAGUCUGGAAGAUUUUACUAAGUUGCAUGCACAAAGAAACAGCACUUGCGGAAAUCCAUUUGGCACUUUUCGGACUCAGUAGGCCACGCAGUCCAGGUGUUGCUUGGCUAAAAAUGAAAAAGAAUGAAUAGUUCUCUUGUUGCAGCUGUAAAGUUGGUCCCUGGUAUGCCUUCUGUACAACUUCUUUAUUUUUAAGCAAAUGUUCGUUACACCUCAGUACACAAACUUUUAAUAAUCUCAGAUAGGCUGCAUUUUGAGUUAGCCAUUAACUCUCAGGGUGGUUAAAAUAAUCAUGCUAAAACAAUGUAGGAGACUGCAAUCAUUAUAGAAAAAACAAGGCAAUAGGUUCUAUAAAGGAUAAACUUUAAAAAGGGAGAAUCUCUUAUUUGCUUCUGAAAUUUGCAAAGCAUUUCUUUGUUUACAUUUUAAAAAAAGACAAACGGAUGCAUUGUAGCAACUUUUGAGCGACGGAUGAGCUUUUUCAUGUGUUUUUUUUUAUUAUUAUUUCUGGCUUGUAGUGAAUUGCCAGUCUGUAAAUAGCACUAGUGGGACGAUUAGAAUUGGCUGUGCUCGCUGACGUUUUUCAGUUGCCCUUCUCUGCUCACGGACAGAGUAUUUAGAAAGGGCUGGACCAGAGCGUCCUAGCUGGGGGCAGGAGGUUCGCCGAGCAGCUCAGUGAGGAGUCGGAAGGUUUUCCCCGGCCCCUGAGGGCCACUGUGGCGGGGUCGGGGGGGCCCAGCAGGUCUGCCUGCAGGGAAGAUGCUGGUGCCGCUGGAAACAAACAGCCGAGAGCCCCAGCAGGACAGGGGCGGAGGUUGGGGCGUCCCGGUGGUGGAAUGGGUAGAAAUAGAGGAGGAGGGGAGGGUGUGGUUGGGGUUUUUUUUUUAGAAUCCUAAAAUAUCUCAUUGCACUUAGAAAAAGAAAAUCCCAGAUUCCUUUUGUUUUUUUUAAAUAAAACUUUUCUGUAGUGACGCCUGGAAAACUUGCACCCAGUCUCCUCCGCGGUGUAGGAGGUGGUGGUGGGGGUGUCCUGCCCUGCAGAAGUGGGGGGCGCGCAGUGCUGCAGCCAGGCCAGCUGGCUCGGACCUGCAGCUCGGAUUGCCAAGGUCAGCGAGGCUCUUCCCAGCCGGCAGCACGCGUGGUCCGAGGUGUUCCCAGUGUGGCAGUCUUAUCGGGUCUGGCAGCUCUGUUUAAUUUGAGGAAGCCGUCUUUCGUUUUGCAACGAUUUGGUGCCCCUCGGAGAAGCCUUAUAAUGAACACUUCUGAAUGACCCCCGUCGUGCACAGACUUAAGCUGAGAUGUUAUGCUUUAUCUGGUCUGGUUUUCUUUUUGAUUCCCGAAGGUAGCGGAUAGCUUGGGAACUGAAGCUCGUCUCCUUUGAAAUCCUUGUCAGUGUCCUAGCAGGAUGUGUUUGGAAAUCCUCCACUGGCUGAACUUUUCCCAGUUCGCGAUGGGAGGGAGGUGUCCGAGAUCCGUUGAGAACGUUGAGGCUAGAAUCUGGUUACAGGCAAAAUCUUAAGCGGUGGUUGGUGAGACCUAAAGAUUAGAGUCCCUUCAGCCUUACAGAAAUCAGCUCCAUCAUGGAAGGUCCCACUCCAGAGCGCCUUGAAGAUCCCUUUAUACUGUACCUUCAGCACCAGAAACUGCGGAAGGCAGCUCAUCUGGCCUGGUUUAGCUCAUAAUAGGUCGAUGAGGUAUUUAAGAACUCCGAUGGGGGAUGAAAACCUCCAGACACAAAAGGCCUUCCAAGGCUGGAGCUGUGCUCCUCUACUUUAAACCAGACCUGUUCAGCACCUGUUCUCGCAGGUCUCGUCCCCCCAGAGUGGGACAUGGAAGUCAGCACAGCCUCACCUCCGCGAUAUUGCGUUUCCGGGCUGUAGUCCUUUAGACCAGCGUGCUCAAAAGACCGUUCCCCUCGUCGUGUUCUUAACUGUCGGUACAUGAUUUUUUUCUCCUCAUCCCGAGACAUGUCUGUGAGCAUGUUUUGUGAGAUUAAACUGGUAAAGAUUUUUAAAUGGAAUGAAUGCAAAACCCCUGUGUUGCGAGUUCCCUGAGACAGGAUAUGGGAGGUUUUCUAAUUUAACACAGAGGGGGGGGGGGUGGAUUUGAUUUUUGUUUUACCUGGACUAAUGCCCUAGCUUCACAAAGACAUUUCGCAUGAAAGUCACCUGUGAGUCAUAGAUGAGUUUCCAAGUCUGAAAUAAAGAAUAGCAAAAGUUACUUUACGACCGAAGUCCCAGGACCAGCUGUGAUCCAGGCUGAUGAACUUCCCCGACUAAAGCAUAAUUCAUAUUAUUUUAUAAAAACAUAUUUUCUCGACACUGGGGCCUCAAGCGAACAUAAACAGGGUGUUUUGAAGUUCAUUGGCAGUGUGAAUACUCAAGAAGUUAACAUUUUAUUUAGUCUUUGACAUGCGUAGGAAGACUAAUUUCAGUACAGGUGAAAACUAUAAUUUCUCAUUUUGCAAAUCGGGGAAUCCCUUUUCCUGUUCAGUCGAAAGCCGUGCAGUGUUAACUCUUCAGGACUUUUAGACUGUGUGUGUGUGAGAGAUGGGGGAGAGACUGUGGACAUUUUUACCCUUGAAACACUGCAGGUCAGCUCCACCUGACAGCAUGUGCAGGCGAUCAGCCUUGCUGGCGGAGUUUGGGCAGGUGUGUUGAUGUUCACCUUUCUCUCCCUGUGUUUUGUAUUCCUUUUUUUUCUUUUCAGCAGGGUGAAAAGUAGUGUGUAGCUUUGAAAGAAAACUGUUAUCAUCCCAUUGCAUUCUGCAUCAGUUUUAGUCAUUGCAGGUGAAGUAAAGUUAGUGUGGUGGGAUGUCUGUGGUGUGGUGGAUUCAGGGUUGUGCACAGCCAAUACAUGUUAAAUUUAAUCUGCGACCUUAAUUCAGAUGCAUUAGCUGUUAUCCUCUCUAAAUCUCACUUUACAUAUUGUAAAGUAUCCAGAAAUGUCUGACAAAGUCCAAGAAAGGAAAUUUUGCUGUUAACACAAUAAAAUAAUUUUUUAUUGAGUA
Lepisosteus oculatus (spotted gar) is the source of this 9051-nucleotide messenger RNA. NCBI's taxonomy places the organism in Eukaryota, Metazoa, Chordata, Actinopteri, Semionotiformes, Lepisosteidae. The record is from RefSeq and is a predicted model, not a curated record.